UUUUUUUAAUUUCUUAUCCGAUGCUUCAAACUCUUUUCUUUCUGUCUCUCUCUCUCUCUCUCUUCCAUUAACGAUACAUACAUCUUUCUCUCUCUCUCUCUCUCUCUAUCUAGAGAAGGAUCGAUCUCAAGAAUCAUCGAAACCCUAAAAAUUUUAAUUCUUGUUAGGACCCUUCAAGAUUGUGGGAUUCAAUUUGUAUAUAGUAUUUGUGUGAUUAAUUUUUUAUACUUUGUAUAAAUUCUUUGAUUUUAUUUUUAUUUUUUGCUUUUUUUUUUUUUGGAGUUGGGUUUUCUGCUUCGGUCAUAAAUAGAGGCAGAUUCAUACCCCCUCAAGAAAAAAAUACAUACGGCAAAGGAGGUUUUUUGAUGAGUUUUGUUGUUGUGUAUUGGUAUUGAUAUUUACAUAAACCAACAAAAAAGAAAAAAAACCGAUAGACAAGCCGCCGGAUUUUACUCUUUUUGAGCUUGUUUUUUUCUGGUGGUUGUGAUUAAUGUGAAGGAGGAAAGAAACAGAGGACGACGGUGUGGUGAGUGAAGUCGAACCGUUUUUUUUUGUUGCGAUUUGCAUGAAUUUGGAUGGGAUUUGAGUUGUAAGCUGAUGAUGGAGACACCUGUAAGAAGAAGGGGUUUGGCUUAGUUAGUAUCGAUAAUAAAAGGGGCGAGAGUUGUUGGAGGUUAUGUUCAUUAGAGAAGUGAGAGGGCUGAGCAGCUGUGUGUGGUUUGUUGUCUUGGGAGUUGCUGUGAGGGCUAUUUGCUUUGGUUUUGCCGUUUGGGGAUGAGGAAUGAUGGGCAGAAAAGUGGUGAUGGUGGAGCACUGGUGCCGCGGCCGGGUAGGGGUAACAACGGGAUCAUUCCCAACUCGUUUAAGGCUCUCUCGAGUUACCUGAGGGUUGUUUCCUCGGGUGCAUCAACUGUGGCCUCCACCGUUAGGUCUGCUGCAUCUGCAGCUUCUUCGGCUAUUGUGGAGAGGGAUGGUGACACCUACCAUGAUCAGGUUUCCUGGGCUGGAUUUGACAAACUAGAACUUGAAAGAGGUACCACACGGCAGAUUCUCUUGCUGGGGUUCAGUUAUGGAUUUCAGGUCUGGGAUGUUGAAGUAGCAGACAAUGUCUGCAACCUAGUCUCCAGGCAUGAUGGCCCUGUUUCAUUUCUGCAACUGUUGCCAAAACCCUUGGCAACAAAACAAUCUGGGGAUAACUUUGCGGAUAAUCGCCCAUUGCUGGUUAUUUGUGCUGAUGGAUCCUUCUCUGGAGGUAAUAAUGAUCAGGAGGGAUCAGGUACUACUUGUAAUGGGUCCACCCAACAAUGCCAUGGAUCAGUUAACAAUAGUUGCGUGCCUACAGUUGUUUGGUUUUAUUCCUUGAGAUCUCAGUCCUAUGUACAUCUUUUAAGAUUUAGAUCAGUUGUUCAUUUAGUGCGAUGCAGCUCUCGAGUUGUUGCUGUUUUACAGUCGACCCAGAUACAUUGUUUUAAUGCUGCUACAUUAGAAAGAGAAUACACGAUCCUUACAAAUCCAGUGCCAAUUGGAUGUUAUGGAUCUGGAAAUAUAGGCUGUGGACCCCUUGCUGUGGGGCCCCGUUGGAUGGCUUAUAGCGGCAGUCAAGUUGCAAUCUCAAAUUCUGGUCGCAUAAGCCCACAACAUCUUACAUCGUCACCUACUUUCCCUUGUCCUGCUUCAAAUGGAAGCCUUGUUGCACAUUAUGCAAAAGAGUCAAGUAGGCAACUUGCUGCUGGUAUUGUUACUUUAGGGGACAUGGGUUAUAAGAAGCUAUCGAGGUACUAUUCUGAGCUGUUACCUGAAGGUAACAAUGGUCGGUCAGGGACUGCUCGUGUGAAGGUACACGAUAUUGUUAAUGGACACUCGCCAGAUGCAGACAAUGUUGGCAUGGUCAUUGUGAGAGACAUUGUGAGCAAAACUGUGAUUGCGCAGUUUAGGGCUCAUAAAAGUCCUAUUUUAUCGUUAUGCUUUGAUCCCAGCGGUACCCUUUUGGUGACGGCAUCGGUUCAGGGCCACAACAUAAAUGUUUUCCGUAUAAUGCCUGGAAAUUCUGGAGGCUCUGGAGCGGCUUCUGGAUCAUCUUAUGUUCAUCUCUACAGGCUGCAACGUGGUCUCACAAACGCUGUUAUACAGGACAUAAGUUUUAGCUGUGAUAGCAAAUGGAUUAUGAUUAGUUCCUCGAGAGGGACAAGUCAUCUUUUUGCUAUUUCUCCAUCAGGAGGAUUAGUUAAUUUUCAGUCAACUGAUGCUUUUGUCAGCACAAGAGGUGUUGGACCCAGCUUGACGACAAAGCCUGCAGUUCGUGGGUCACCAAGUUCAGGAUUACAGGUGCUGACCCAACAGGAUAUCUGUGCAUCUGGCCCAACAGUUACCCUUUCUGCGGUUAGCCGAAUAAGAAAUGGAAGUAAUGGUUGGAGAAACACAGUAAGUGGUGCAGCUGCAGCCGCAACUGGGUGGUCGAGUUCUCUCUGUGGGGCAAUUGCAUCAACUUUUCACAACUGCAAAGGCAAUGAUAUGCAUGGCGAUUCAAGUUCUCUGAACAGAAACUAUUACCUGCUUGUUUUUUCUCCUGGCUCUAUGACACAAUAUUUACUGCAUUUUCCUCCUGCUUAUAAUGGUAUGAGGCCUGGAGUAAGUGUCACUUCUGAAUCCAGUUUUGGCUAUGAUGCGAGAUUAAUGGUUGAGCCAAUCCAGAAGUGGAAUAUUUGUCAAAAGCAAAAUUGCAAGGAGCGAGGAGACAAUAUUGAUACAUAUGGAGAAAAUGGAAAUCCAGAUAGCAGUAAAGUAUACCCUGAAAAAAUGAAAUGCGAAAAUGAUGUAUUUUCUGAUGUGCUCGGUACAACUACAAAAGAAAAGAUCACUAUGGAAGAAAAGCAUCAUAUGCAUAUAUCUGAAGCAGAGCUCCAAAUGCAUCAAAACCAGAACCCAUUGUGGGCGAGGUCCGAGAUAUAUUUUCAGUCAAUGCUGACUGAUGGCUUUAACAUAAAAGAAGAAGGUGCUUGUGGGGGAGAGAUUGAGAUCGAAAGAGUCCCCACUCGAAUGCUUGAAGCAAGGUCUAGAGGCUUGGUUCCAGUUUUUGAUUAUCUUCAAACUCCCAAGUCUCAACAGGGGAGGAUUACGGAUGGCAACAACAAUGGGCAAAUUGACCCUCAAGGGUCUGAUGUAUCUGAGUAUGGCAAGCUUGCCGGCAGGAGCAGUUCUGGUUCUCUCGACUCCAUUGCCAAUGCUGGCAUCAUAGACGAUGAAUAUAGCCUUCAUGACAAAGGACAGGAUGGUCUUCAGUUCACUGAAACCAGUGGGGGCUUUGUAAAUACUAAUGACACCCCAAUAGUGAACGCUUGGGUUGACAAUGUAAAUACUAGAGAUAACUCUGUGACGGAGAGCCAACAUAGAUCUGUACAUACUAUAGAUGGCCUGAAAGUGGAGAAUCAAUCUGCGGAGGGUGACGAGUUUGACUAAAGGUGUGAAGAUAUUCUUUUAUUCUCUGGGAGGUGCUUUAUAGAGGAGCACGAACAAGGCGCGUCGGAUUGUGGUGGUAGAGUGCUCCUUGUGUUGAUUUACAUUAUGUAACGUUGUAAAUGAAGACUCAGAUUGUAAUUAGCUUCAAUAUGUAAAUGAAAUAUUAUGGUACCGAAUAUUGCAAUCCUCCUGUUUCAUUUACUGCCAUUUUCAUCCAUUUUAGUGAAUGCUGCUGUCUAUCCUGCUUGUUGAUUAA
Messenger RNA from Sesamum indicum (sesame), 3712 nucleotides. RefSeq names its product autophagy 18 F-like protein (gene G18F). NCBI's taxonomy places the organism in Eukaryota, Viridiplantae, Streptophyta, Magnoliopsida, Lamiales, Pedaliaceae. The record is from RefSeq and is a predicted model, not a curated record. Gene Ontology annotation, molecular function: protein binding. Gene Ontology annotation, biological process: response to starvation; autophagy. Gene Ontology annotation, cellular component: cytoplasm.